AUGAGCCCCCUGAAUUCAGCCCUCUUUAAAAACACCACUAAUGAUAAUAUAGUCCAUCCUGAUUACUUUGUCAUUAGUGGUUUUGCUGGCAUUCCCCAAACAAAAUACUACUAUGUCUUCUUGUGUUUUGUUUAUGCUCUGACUAUAAUAGGAAACACUUUUGUCAUGUUUAUGAUUUACAUUGACCACUGUCUUCACAGUCCAAAAUACAUUGUCGUUUUUAACUUGGCUCUGUCCGACUUGUGUGGAAGCACUGCACUUGUUCCUCUGGUGAUUGAUACCUUCCUUUUUAAAUCGCAUUUAAUGUCCUUCCAUGCCUGCUUAACUAGCAUGUUUUUUGUUUUGGGGUUUAUCACGGUGCAGUCAUUCAGUCUAGCUGCUCUGUCCUACGAUAGAUGUGUUGCUAUCUGCUUUCCACUGAGAUUCAAUGACAUUGUGACAAAUAAAUCAAUGUCAUUCAUCAUAGCCAUAUUAUGGAUCAUUGCCGCACUGGCUUUUCUCGUAGCUGUGAUUUAUAUUAACAAACUGUCCUUCUGCAGAUCCAAUGUGAUAAACAGUUAUUUCUGUGAUCACGGACCCCUCCACCUUUUGGCGUGCAAUGACAACACUCCAAGUACUGUGAUGAAUUGGGCAUGCCAGGUCGUGAUUUUCUGGUUACCAGUAAUUUUUAUUGUGAGCUCAUACAUUUGUAUAACCAGAGCACUAUUGAAAAUCGCAGCAGCCUCAGAGCGCCUGAAAGCCAUGAAAACCUGCACCUCUCAUUUGAUCUUGGUGGCCGUGUUUUAUCUUCCGUUGUGUGUGUCCUUUGCACUGGGCGGGGCCCUGCACAUGAACGCCCGGAUCAUUAACAUGUCACUGGCGAGUGUCAUGCCGCAGAUGCUGAAUCCAUUCAUCUACUCACUGAAGACAGAUGAAUUCAGAGAAUCCAUUAAAAAGCUGUACAGAAGAAAGAAGAUGCACAUCACCGGAAGGAAUACAUGA
Messenger RNA from Conger conger (European conger), 981 nucleotides. Its product is annotated as olfactory receptor 1F1-like. The record is from RefSeq and is a predicted model, not a curated record. Gene Ontology annotation, cellular component: membrane. Gene Ontology annotation, biological process: G protein-coupled receptor signaling pathway. Gene Ontology annotation, molecular function: olfactory receptor activity; G protein-coupled receptor activity. The coding region runs from base 1 to 981 and encodes 326 amino acids. The transcript has a single exon. NCBI's taxonomy places the organism in Eukaryota, Metazoa, Chordata, Actinopteri, Anguilliformes, Congridae.